AUGGCAGCACCUCCUGAGGUCACCAUUCUCGACCUCAGUGGCAAGUACAUGAUGAAUAAAUCGUUUAGCGAUGACACCGACGAAAUCCUGCGCCUGCAGGGAGUGGGGUGGUGGACACGCAAAGCGAUCCAGAUGUCCAAUCUCUAUCUCUCGUGCAAGCAUUACAAGGAUGACAAGGACGUUGAACACAUCGACAUUGGUCAGACAUUGAGUGGGGGAGUCUCUGGGACGACGGAAAAUCGCAUUCUUGACUGGGUGGAGCGCCCUAACGAAGACAAUGUCUUCGGGGCAGUAAAGUCCAAGAGUAAGCGCAUCAGGGUAGAGGACAUCGAGAACGAAUUCCUAAAGGAAGGGUGGCUCGAUGAUACCAAGGAACACGGCGCAGUCUUAACUAUCGCAACAAGCGAUACGGAGAAGAGCGGAAUGUCGUGGGUUGCAGAGCAGUCGUGGGGUUUCCAAGAUAUCAACGGCGAGCGACGGUACACUAGACAUGUUAACUUCACUGGAUCAAACGGAGAGAAUGUUCAAGCUCGGCUUGUGUACGACUAUCAGGGGCCGCUAUGA
Sparassis crispa is the source of this 564-nucleotide messenger RNA. RefSeq lists its product as hypothetical. The transcript is spliced from 4 exons. The record is from RefSeq and is a predicted model, not a curated record. Bases 1 to 564 code for a protein of 187 amino acids. Lineage: Eukaryota; Fungi; Basidiomycota; Agaricomycetes; Polyporales; Sparassidaceae.